Messenger RNA from Vitis riparia (riverbank grape), 915 nucleotides. RefSeq names its product probable leucine-rich repeat receptor-like protein kinase At1g35710. Gene Ontology annotation, molecular function: protein binding. The record is from RefSeq and is a predicted model, not a curated record. NCBI's taxonomy places the organism in Eukaryota, Viridiplantae, Streptophyta, Magnoliopsida, Vitales, Vitaceae. The transcript has a single exon. Bases 1 to 915 code for a protein of 304 amino acids.
AUGGCCUCCUCCAUUUCUGCAGUGAUAGUAAUGUGGGUGGUUGCAAUGGCCGCGACAGCAGCAGCGUCAUCACAGACAUGGAUUGAGGGUGAGGCUCUGCGCAAGAGCACUUGGUGGCGGUCUUACAAUACUACUACAGGCCAUUUUAAUUGGCCACGCAUAAGCCAUAAUGCGGGGGAAAGCGUCAUUGAGAUUUGGACAGUUCCAACUCAAGUAAAUGGGCUGCUUACCCAAUUUAACUUCUCUUCAUUUCCAAAUCUGGUUCGGCUAAAUUUUAGCUAUCUUGGCCUAAAUGGUGACAUCCCACAUCAAAUAGGUACUUUCACAAAACUCACCCACCUUGAUCUUUCUCACAACUUUCUUUCUUGUGAGCGACCUUUUUCUCUGAAUAACCUCACCAAGUUAGUGGAACUCAAUCUUGGUUAUAAUCAUAUAUCUGGCCAAAUCCCAUGUGAAAUUGGGAAUCUGAGAAAUUUGGUUGGCCUAGACUUAGAUGGUAACUGUCUCAAUGGUGCUAUUCCUUCGUCUUUAAGCCAGUUAACCCACUUAACUUCUGUCUACAUUGGUUGGAACCAAAUGGAGGGUCCAAUCCCUCCUGAAAUUUGGAGUUUGAAGAGCUUAGUUGAUAUCUACUUGGAUCAUAACAUUCUCACUGGUGUCAUUCCCUCGUCCGUGGGCCAUCUCACCAAUUUGACUUCUCUCCACCUUGCUUCGAAUCAAAUCACAGGGUUAAUCCCUUAUGAAAUUGGGAGUUUAAAGAAGUUAGUUGAUUUGGCCUUGGAUAAUAAUAAACUUGUGGGUGUGAUCCCCAAGGAACUGGGUAAUUGCUACAGCUUGCGUUAUUUGUCUCUGAAAUUCAAUCGUUUAAUUAGGCGAAGUAGCAAAAUGGCUUGUUGUUUUGCUAUUAACAACUAG